Leptinotarsa decemlineata (Colorado potato beetle) is the source of this 2940-nucleotide messenger RNA. RefSeq names its product SRY-box transcription factor soxNeuro (gene SoxN). Gene Ontology annotation, biological process: negative regulation of transcription by RNA polymerase II; neuron differentiation; positive regulation of transcription by RNA polymerase II. The record is from RefSeq and is a predicted model, not a curated record. Gene Ontology annotation, cellular component: nucleus. Gene Ontology annotation, molecular function: DNA-binding transcription activator activity, RNA polymerase II-specific; RNA polymerase II cis-regulatory region sequence-specific DNA binding. NCBI's taxonomy places the organism in Eukaryota, Metazoa, Arthropoda, Insecta, Coleoptera, Chrysomelidae.
UGCGGAGUGUGACGUCGUGAUAGAGUGCAGUGAUAAAGCCAGCAAACUGUUUGCGCCGACGGAAGACAUGUUGACGAUGGAGACCGACCUCAAGGGAGGUAGUUUGCACGGCAACAUACCACCGCACCAUUCGUUGCAAAAUUACGGUUCGCUCAGUGCACUAGGACAAGCGCCGAUGCACGGAUUAACGCAGCAUCCACACCAAAUACAUCACCAACCGCAGGGACCGCAGAUACACCACCAACAGAACCACCACCAAGCGCACCAGCAGCCGACCCAUCAGCCUCACGGACAGACCACGCAAAAUAACAAUAACAACUCGAGUAAGGCGCAAAACAUGGAGAGGGUGAAACGACCGAUGAACGCGUUUAUGGUGUGGUCGAGAGGUCAGAGGCGGAAAAUGGCACAGGAAAAUCCAAAAAUGCACAACUCGGAGAUAUCGAAACGACUCGGGGCGGAAUGGAAAUUGCUCAGUGAGACGGAGAAAAGGCCGUUCAUAGACGAGGCGAAACGCCUGAGGGCGGUGCAUAUGAAAGAACACCCGGACUACAAAUACCGGCCGAGGCGGAAGACCAAAACGCUGCUAAAGAAAGACAAGUAUCCUCUGGGAACGACUUCGCUGCUGCAGGCAGCGGACCCCGCGAGAUCCACAGCCCCCUCAGUGCAGCAGGUCCAGGCCGCGAGGGAGAUGUACCAAAUGCCCAACGGGUACAUGCCGAACGGGUAUAUGAUGCACGACCCUAGCCCUUACCAGCAGCAGUACAGCAGCGCGAACUACCCGCGGUACGACAUGGGGCAGAUGCAGCAUAGUUACAUGAACGGGGGUUACGGAGCAUACGGCCCUGCAACCGUCCCCAACAGUGCUGGCUCCCCCUACGGCAUGCACCAAGCGGGGUCCUCGCACAGCCCCUCCGGGUCGAGUAUCAAGUCUGAACCGGUGAGCCCCAGUUCGGGGUUACACACCCCAACGCCCAGCGGGGUUAAAAGAGAGUACGCGGGCCAACCUCAGCAAGGAGAUCUUCGCCAGAUGAUUUCCAUGUACCUACCCACCGACGGAGGUGUCCAACAUAUGCAACAUCAGUACAGUUCAUCGCCCGACCCCAUGGGCCAGGGGGGCCCCCUGGCGCCCUUAACGCAUAUGUGAGAACCGCUUUUUGUGGCGCAGGACUUGGACGUGUCGCCACUGUGAAAUAACAAGUGUAUAUAAGAUCAGACAUUCAUAUAUAUUUUUCAUUCUGGUUCCUUUAACCACAGCAGUAUUGACGAAAAAACUUAGGGCGGACGACUGUUUUUCAUUCUUCUUCCCUUAUCACGUAAGUGUUGUGGCUUUUGGAAUACUUUGUUACUAUUAUUUUGCUGAAAAUCUAGUCAUUUUUAUUAUUAUACUUUGUUGAGUUUUGAAAAAAUAAAGAAAAAUUAUUUCGUUCGGUUUACGAUCCCAAUAAAUUGAAUUACUGAAAAAGGCAAAAAUAUAUACCUACCUAACAAAAGGACUUGAAUUUCAAUAAUUUAUUUACCCAUGUCAACAAAAACUUUCUUGGAAAUAAUCAAUUUCCUCAAAUAUUUCGGAUUAGGAACUUUAAUAAAUUUUAAUCCUUCUGAGAACAGGUCAAAAUUAUAUUUCAAUGAAUACCUAACCUAAAAGAAACGGAAAGUCAAUAAUCUUAUUUAUUCGAAUAUGGUUAUAACAAAAUAUUUGAUAAUAUAGGUAGGUUACACUAAUUUAUAAUAAAAACGAAAAAAUGACUUCAGCAUUUGGACUAUUUUUGAAGCUGUGAAUACGAAUAAAGUGAUUCAUAGUGAAAAAUCAGCUAAUAAAAAAUGUUUAUGAUAUUCACAUAAAUAUUCAUUUGAAAUAAAUUUGUAAAUUAAUAGUAUUUACAAGCAUUUGCGAAAAAUCAUCAAAAUUAUUAGAAAUGACUCGUCUUUUGUUAUAGGUAUCGUUUGGAAUUAUAAAAUGUUUUUUUUUCAAAGAACAAUUGGAUUAGGUACUUCAAAUAUCUGACUCUAGCUGCAAAAACAAUCCAUAAUUCGAUUUCAGUAUUCGUUUUUUCUUGAUGAGAAAUAGUAAAUUUACACUAUGAGUUUUACUAUAUAUGAUCGCUUAUACUUCUUAUCGAGUAUCAAAAUAAAAAUAAUUUUCGACACUAUCAUAGCUGAAAUGAACUUAGCAAAUUAUAACAAUAAGAGUCGACCUAGAAAUUGAAAAAUCAAUGUUCAUUUGACACUUGAAAAAACAAAGUGCCUGAAUUUUAACGGAGGCCCUUUUUUCCUGCGUCAAUAAUCAUUUUUGUAAAUAGGAUUUUUGUCCGUAUAUAUUGCCAAGUCCACAAAACUUAAAUCAAGAAUGAAAAACAGUUUUUUAUGCAUUCGUGACGCAAUUUAAUUCUCAAUUCAUUCAUUUGUUCAAAUGCAUUUUUCAUAUUCAAUGCUCAAGGUUAAAAAAUUCAAUACUCUUCGAGCGUAUCCAAACAAAACAAAUGAACACGAAUUGACGUUCUUUCCGACGCCAACUGAAAUGCAUGUAUAUGCGAUCUUCGUUUUUUACUAAAGAAUAUACAGGGUUUUGUUUUGAAGAAGCUAGAACAUACAUUUCCGUUUCGCUUCGUAAAGUUGGAAAAUGUUUUUUGUAAUGUUUGAUUAUGGUAAAGUUUUGUUACACGCCAGCAUUACAUUGUUUUAUUUCAAAAUUUUGGAGUUGAAAUUUGAAUUAUACAAGGCAUAUUAUAUUAUUUCGGUACAAAUAAAAGUUUUGUCUAUAGGGUCCAUGAUAAUUACGAAACUGAAGUUAAAAAAUAAUAAACCAUCUUUCCUUUUGUUACUGAUGAAUAUAUCUAUAUAGGUACACUAUAAGGCGUAAAAGGGCGUUUGUAAAAGAAUAACUAAAUUUCGUAUUUAAAUUCGAAAUUCAUCAAAUUUUUGUGUUUGUAAAAAUAUAAA